AAGGGCUUCAUGGGCACGCCAUCAUGUUGAAAGGUUUAAAGCUAAACUUUGUUGUUGCAUAAACUCGACAGAAUGGAUGUAAACGAGGAAUAUGGCAACAGUUACGGAAUAGAAGUUAUUCUCGGUGAGGGCGGGAAAACAGCCCCGUGUUGUUCUCAUGGUCCUACCUUGCUGUUUGAGAAGGUUUGUAAAGGAGGAGAAAAAAGUCGGAGGUUUUAUGCAUGUUCGGCCUGUCGAGAUAGAAAAGACUGCAACUUCUUUCAGUGGGAAGAUGAAAAGGUUUCAGAAGCCAGGCUGCUGGCCAGAGAAGCAGAGAGCCAGUCAACGAGGCCCCCUUUCCCCCAUAAGGAGUACUGCAGCAGAUUUCAAAAGUUUGUCUUGCUCCCUCUGGAUGAGAAGAAGUUCUGUCAGGACUGUCAGAUUCUGCUCCUGCCAGACGAGCACAGCCUUCACUCUGCUCACAUAUCCACUCCCAUUACUGCAGCACAGCUGAGGAGGCCCAGUGCACUGUUGCGUCCCCUGAACAACAAGAAGAGCAACGCACAGUACCUUUUCACGGACCGCAGUGCAAACUUUCUCUUGGAUACUUUAGCAGGUCUGGGAUACAGGAAAAUACUGUGUGUGGGCACACCCAGACUGCAGGAGCUGAUCAAGCUGCAAAAUCUGGAGCAAAAGCUUGAGCCAAUAAAGAGUCUCUUGCUGGACAUUGACUUUAGGUAUGCUCAGUUCUACAGUCAAGAUGAGUUCUGUCAUUACAACAUGUUUAACCAUCACUUCUUUGGUGGAGAGUCAUCCAGUGCAACCCUGAAGAACUUCCUCAGAGAGUCUGAUGGGGAGAAGGUGGCAAUGGUAGCCGACCCUCCGUUUGGUGGUCUGGUGAAGCCCCUGGCCAACAGUUUCUCUCUGCUAUCUCACACAUGGAAGAAGUUGCAGAGCUCUGACAGCAGUAAUGCUAACAUGCCCAUGAUCUGGGUCUUCCCUUAUUUCUUUGAGCCUCGGAUACUGGAGUGUUUCCCAUCAUUCAGCAUGUUGGAUUACCAGGUGGACUAUGACAACCAUCCUCUGUAUAAACAUGGAAAGAUGGGCAGAAAACAGUCUCCUGUCAGACUCUUCACUAAUCUUUCACCCAGAGACAUCAUCCUUCCCAAAGAGGAAGGUUACAGAUUUUGCCCUUUAUGUGAGAGAUAUGUCUCAUCCCUGAACAAACACUGUGCGAAAUGCAACCUCUGCCCAUCCAAGGACGGCCGAGAAUGGAAGCACUGCUCAACCUGUGUGAAAUGUGUGAAACCGUCCUGGGAGCACUGCCAGUCCUGUGGCCGUUGUGCCCUGCCAGACCACCCAUGUACCACCCGUGAAGGGAAGGAGGGCUGCUUUAACUGCGGAAGCCCAGAGCACAAACGUAAAGACUGCUCUGUCAAACACACACACAGGUUCAACAGACAUCGGACCAAAGCCAAAGUUGGAGGAAAAAAAGGAUCCCCCCAGUCCCUCCUCAGACUUAAAGCAAAGAGGAAGUCUGGUGCAGCUCGCAGAGCAAAGUUGUUGGCUGGAAAGUCUCUGUGACUUCAGUAGUCAGGCAGUACCUUCUCAGCUGUGCAAUCCAAAGCAAUAUUUUUUUCCUUUUCAGCAUGGUUUUUUUUGGCAGUGGUUUAAAGUGUUGUAACAGAAUAAAACUUGAAGGGAGA
This is a messenger RNA of Maylandia zebra (zebra mbuna), 1685 nucleotides long. RefSeq names its product zinc finger, CCHC domain containing 4 (gene zcchc4). Gene Ontology annotation, molecular function: nucleic acid binding; rRNA (adenine-N6-)-methyltransferase activity; zinc ion binding. Gene Ontology annotation, cellular component: nucleolus; cytoplasm. NCBI's taxonomy places the organism in Eukaryota, Metazoa, Chordata, Actinopteri, Cichliformes, Cichlidae. Gene Ontology annotation, biological process: rRNA methylation. The record is from RefSeq and is a predicted model, not a curated record.